GGUUUCCGUAAAAAUAUUUUGAAAUAUAGUUUUCACCUGAUUGGCGGUCAAAUAUAUGUUGCAUGAUUCCUAUAUAAAAUAAGGGAGAUCGAAGAUGUGGCGUUAAAUAUUAAACAAUCAUGGGAAAAAUUCCAGACCGAUGGUUGGAAUAUACUAGAAUUGGAAAGCCGAUUGAAAGAGUUCCAAUUAUAGCAUUUAAAACACCUAUACAGCGUAAUGAUCCUAAUCAACAAAACAAUCAACCAGGCGGAAUUCAGAAAGAGGAUGAGUUUACACCAUAUGAUUUGUGCAAUCAGAUUUGGGAUGACGGGUUAGAUCUAGCAGUUGUUAUUGACUUGACAAAUACAUUCAGAUACUACAAUGGGGAAUUUUUUUGCGAACAAAGAAUUCAAUAUGAAAAGUUAAAAUGUGAAGGCCGUAUAGUCCCAGAUGAUUGUGUUAUUGAUCGAGUGACGCGUAUUCUCAAUGAUGUUAUAUUUCGCCAUGGGCGAGAUAGCAAAAGACUUGUUGGAAUACAUUGUACACAUGGAGUAAAUAGAACAGGUUAUGUUGUAUGUAGAUAUCUUAUCCAAUCUCUUGGUUUUAACCCUGUAGAUGCUAUUCAAAUGUUUAAUAUAUCACGUGGUCAUAAAAUGGAAAGAGAAGAUUAUAUCACAGAUUUAAUGAAUUUCGAACCACAAUUUUUAUACCGUUCCUGGGAAACUUAUGUUCUUGGUUUUAAUGGCUGGAAAUUUAACAAGUUUCGCUUCAAACGUGAUAAUCGAUUUAUUGAAGAAAGAAGAAAAAGGAAAAGCGAAAGCAACGAUAAUUUACAAAUUAAAAAACCAAACGAUGAUACAGAAUAUAAUAACGAUGGCACUGAAAAAUCGUUCCAUUCGACUGCAAACAAUCCAAACGAUAGUUUGCAGGACGAUAAACAUCCAUCUAAAAGUACCAACGAUGACAAAAAAUUUGUUUCAGCAAAAUCAAAAAGCAAUGAAAGCGAAAACUUUGUUGAAAACGUUUCGCUUGACUUUUUUCAAGAAGAUUUUUAUUGUGAUGGUAAUUAAGAAUGGAAGAAAUUAUGUUCAAAUGAAA
This is a messenger RNA of Hydra vulgaris (swiftwater hydra), 1077 nucleotides long. Its product is annotated as RNA/RNP complex-1-interacting phosphatase. NCBI's taxonomy places the organism in Eukaryota, Metazoa, Cnidaria, Hydrozoa, Anthoathecata, Hydridae. Gene Ontology annotation, molecular function: polynucleotide 5'-phosphatase activity; protein tyrosine/serine/threonine phosphatase activity. Gene Ontology annotation, biological process: protein dephosphorylation. The record is from RefSeq and is a predicted model, not a curated record.